UGUUUGCUAAAACUGAACUCAAAGCAACGUCGACCAUGAGACUGUCCCUGUGUGUCCUGCUGGUCACUCUGGCCCUUUGCUGCUAUGAGGCAAACGCAGAAGUCUGUCCAGCUUUUCUGUCUGAAUUUAAAGGCUUCCUUUUGGAAACUGAAAACAUGUACAACAUCCAUCUUCUGAUGUUUGCUCCACCUAGAGAAGCUGCCGAGGCUUCGCUUCAAGUGAAGCAAUGCGUAGAUCGUUUGCCUAGAGAGGGCAGACAGAAAAUAUACAAUAUUGUGAAAAAGGCGGCAUCCCAAUGUAACAGCUAG
Molecule: messenger RNA, 308 nt
Organism: Phyllostomus hastatus (greater spear-nosed bat)
Lineage: Eukaryota; Metazoa; Chordata; Mammalia; Chiroptera; Phyllostomidae
Gene: SCGB1D2
Product: secretoglobin family 1D member 2
Exons: 3
Coding region: 36-308 (90 amino acids)
Biological process (GO): signal transduction
Source: RefSeq, a predicted model, not a curated record